AAACAUAACAACAACAACAACAACAACAACAGUAACAAUACAAAUAAUUUAUGUUCCUCCAUUAAAUGCGAAAAAACGUGUGCAAUUAACGCAAAUCCCUCUAAUACCAUAACCACUACCUCAGGCAACAACAAUUGCGCCGCCACACCCCCAUUAGAUAAUACCACCACCAAAUUGAUCGACGCUAAUAAAACGAUCGAACGUGAAAAUUCACUUUCUCCAUUGCGUCAGAAUUUACAAUCGAAUUAUUUAAACGGCAGCGACAAUAAAACCAUCAACAACAACAACAAUAAUAAUAAUAAUAACACUAGUGUCUCGAGCAAUAAGAAUUUGCUUUUGGCGAAAUCGCUCGAAGAGAAACGCCCCAAGUCGGUUACCGCAUCGGUAUUUCGUCCGGCUACAUUGGCCGAUUUGAGCGGUACACAUACAACAACGGCUACAACAGCAACAACAACCGCGUCAUCGCCGCCACUACCAACACCCGUACCAUCGACCACGAGCACUUCGUCGGUAUUCGUGAGUGCAGCAAAUGCACCGUCGUUGCCGACGUUGAACGCCGCUCCGCGCGCCCAAUCGGUGACGGCUUCCGUAUUUACGCCGAUUUCGCAGUUGUGCAAUCGCCAACAACAACACAUUGCUAAAACCAAUUCCAUUAUAACACCAACAACAGUGACAGCGGCAAUACUCUGUGGCCAACAACAACAACAUCAGAACCACCAAAACUCACAGACACCGACACAGCAGCAGACACAAGAUAUGAAUAAGUUUUUGUCGUUCGGGGAUGAGACAAAUGAGUUAACAAUGCUCAAAGAGGAACCCGAUGACUUGGCACACCUGGCUCCAGCUGCUGUUGAUGCUUGCAUGCGCCUGGACGAUACCGCACCAUUUUGUGGUGAAAUGCUAUUGGGUCUGUCCUCUUACUCCUAUGGCUUCCUGCCCGAUGACUACAGUUCACUCGAUUCCAAUACGAGCUCCUCAUCGCCAGAUACACCAAAUCCAAAUAGCAACAACAGCGCUGUCAAUAACAGCAGUAACCGUCAUAACAGUAAUAGCAUUAACAGUGGCAAUAAUAAAAUCGGUUUGAGUAGUCCAACACAUCAACAGAAUUGCAAUAACAAUUUAAAUGCUGGCACAUUGCAUAACAACAACAACAGCAAUAGCAAUAAUUUAUGCAACAAACCAGUUGUACGCAUCGAUCCAUUCAUAAACUAUCGGGAGGAAUCGAAUGACACCAACUGUUCGCAGCAUUUACUCUCGCCCAGUGUGGCAUCGAAGAGUCCUGAAGCGAGCAGCCUACCAUCGCUCUGCAGUCCCAACUCCCUCAGUCAGGAUGAUGGAUUUGCAUUUAUGACAAUGAGCGUUGACGAAGACAUCGACAUGAGUAUGCGUGCGCCAUAUAUUCCAAUGAACGAGCAAGAGGACUUGCCACUCCUCACUGCCGACGAUCUGAUGUGGUGCGCCAGCAAUGGCCUCGGCAGCGAAGAGCUGAACAAUCAAAAGGAUGUCGACGCCACGUUGCAACAAUUGCAGUUGCAACAACAACACACUAGCGAAAGCAAUCAUAACCUCUUGAAUGGCUAUCAUGAUGCUCAACACAUCAGUCACUCACAUUUCAAUUCAUUGUGCUCUUCACCUGCAUCGACCGUUUCAUCGCUAUCACCGUCACCGGUGAAUCAUCAUCAACAACAACAACAGCAACAGCAGCAGCAGCAGCAACAACAACUGCAAGAUACAAGUUGCGUUUAUAGUACGGACACUAGUGAAUUGGCGGCGCUGCUUUGCGGCUCUGGCAAUGGCACUCUGUCAAUUCUGAAUAAUAAUUGUGGUGCUGGUAGUAGUGGUGGUAUGGAGGAUAGUGAUGUUAGUUUGCAACAACAGCAGCAGCAGCAGCAGCAACAACAGCAAACACAUUGCGCUGAUUUUCGUUUGCAGUUGCAACAAGAGUUGGCUGCCGAACAGCAAGAGCAGCAACGGCAGCUGCAACUGCUCGGCUUGAACAUCGAUUGCAAGAAGGAGAGUUCGCUGUCGCCCAGCUUAUGUGAUUCGCUGGAGGACACCUUCGAUAAUGUUUACAGUAAGGAUUCUGGGAAUCUUGACUGCUGGAAUGAGUUGCUGCAAAUCAAUGUCAGCGACACUUCAUCCUCGGCUUCGCCCUCGCCCGUGACAUCACUGAAUUCACCAACUCAGCAACAACAACAACAACACAAGCUGGACGAUUGCAAAACGCAGUUGCGUCUGGAGCAGCAUCUGUCGUCACCACAGCAGCAGCAGCAGCAGCAGCACAAUAUAAUUUUGAAUGCCGUGCCAUUGAUAACAAUACAAGACACUAAGAAUAUUUUGUUGCAACAGCAGCAACAACAACAACAACAACAGCUCAAUGUCAGCAAUAAAAUGCUAAUAAAAGAUGAAAUGUUGCCAGCGCAACGUGGCGGUCAUAAAAUCACAACAAUCAAGCUGUUGAAUGGCCAAGCAACAGCAAUAACAACACCAGCGCUUGGCACAGCUGGCGCUACACCGGUGCGUAUGAUUGACAUUAAACAGCAGCACGAACAACAAAGGCAACAACAACAGCAACAACACCACCAACAACAACAACAGUCGCAUAAACGGCACUUGGUGAGCUCCAUGCCCAACGCACAGUUGGAGAGCAAGCGCAUGAAGAGCGCCGCAAUGGACUUGCAGGCUGUGCCACAACUGCUGCAACAGCUGGUGUCGCCGCUGCAGCCGCAACACUUGAAGGAGCAACAACAAAAACUGCAACAACAACAGCAGGCGCGCAAAGCCAGCAAUGGCGUGUCACGCUGGGUCGCCAACGCCGAGCUAAAAGCCAACUCAAAUGGCAUGCAACAACAACAACAACAACCACAAUCGAAUUCAGUGCUGAAGAAUUUGCUAAUUAGCGGUUGCGAUAGCGGCAUGCUCAUGGAUGAAGACUCCUUGGAUCAAGCACCAUCGCCACCACUGUCGGCACAGUCGCCAUCUCUCAUCAAACCCUUGCAUUGUCAGACAUCGACGGCUGCAUUGCUGCGCAACUACCGUCACAAUCCAAUGAUUGGCGGACCCGGUGUGUUGCCAUCACCACCAUUCGGACCGGCUAGCAGUAGCGAAAGUUCUAUUGGCAGCAGCAGCUGCGAAGUAAGCCCACCUGGCCUUACACCGACCGACACUGAAUCCAAUUCGGACAGCGGCAUAGAUGACAUUAGCAUGAUUGAAGCCGCCUCACCGAUUAAGCUACAAUUGGAACAACCUAGCAGCCCACAUUUCAAGACGUCGACAAGCGGUUGCUCGGCCACCACCAAGGAUAUGCUUUUAAUGAAAUGCUUGAACAACAAAGCAGCCAAGCAACGUGCUUUGCUCGGUGAGGCACAAGCGAAACAACAACAGCAAACAGCUGCUACAGGCAACGGUAUUGCCAGUUUAGGCGAGAGUAAGACCAAUAAGCCUGCUGGCGGUCGUAAGGGUUCGCUGACAUCUUACAUCGAUAAUAUGAAUCCACUAAUGGAACCGUUUAUAAUGGAUUUAUGUAAUGAUGAUUACGCUGUGCCUACCGAGCCCCUGUUAGGACCAACUGAAAUCGAUCAUGUGCUCAAUAACUGGAGCCACGAGAUGGCUUAGUCAGCGGUGCACAUGAGCGCUACUAAAACUACGCAGAAAAUACGAACCAAACAUUUACACACGACAAAGACGAAAUCGGCGAAGAUACGAUGACAAGGCAGACGAAAUAGGGACGUUAUGUUGGGGGUUAAGAAAGAGCUUUAUAACAAAUUCAAUGCAUUUACACACGUACAUAUGUGAGGGGUAGAGGAAUGCGGAAAUUAUUGUAUAGGUUGUGGGCAGAAACAAUUGGCGUGCGCAAAAAACGAAUUUUAACGGCGUAACUGUAAAUAAAGCUAUCAUUUCGGAAGUUUUCGUGGGGACUGUAGGCGAAAUUUACAAAUAUCUUGUGGAAACUACAAGUGAUGGCUGAACGGAAGAUGGCGGUGACGGAGUAGACCGCUAUUGAGAAAUGAAAGGAAACGGAAACAAAAACGAAUGGCAUUCGUUCGUCACGGACAUUCUAAACAAGCAACGAAAUUUGCUUUAUUAAUUUUGAAAUUUCGAUUUGUUGUACAGUUAAAGCUGUACAAGUCCACUUUUGGCCAUAAUUUGUUGUUGAAGAAUAGAAAGCUAGAGCUUUUGGCUUUGCAUAAAAAGCUUAAGGAAUACGGAAGACGUGGAAGGGAGGAAAAUUUUGGGAACGAAUAUUUUUUACGAAUAUUUUAUUUGCUUACGGGACAGUUACAAACAAACAUACACACAAUGCAAUUAAUUUCAUUUCAGAUAGAGAGAAAUAGAGAGUAGAGAAAAUACAGAAAUACAAUCACACUUAUUGAAAACAGCAAACAGGUUCACAGACCACUGAGUUGGAACAGAACAAUUUUUAAAGCUUAUGCCACGAAAAAAUUUUGAAUAUUGGAAGAUAAAAACGCUUGAAGAGUUUUUCGGUUGUAAAAUAUUUGGCUGGCAUAAAUGAAGCGAUUUUUUGGAACAAUUUCAUUUUCGAAAACAGUAAAAUGGAAGCAUUAGAACAUGUUUCCAGACAAUUUGAAAUUGAAUGAUAUGAAACAAACAACCACAAUUAAAAAAAAAUUAAAAAAAAAAAUUUUUUAAUUAAAAAAAAAUUUUAAUUACUUUCAAAACCAAAUUGUUUCUAACCGUACUUUUUACUAAUUGUUUUAAAAAUUUCGAAAAUAUUUUUUUUCUUGAUGAAAUUGCUUGAAUGCGCUUCAUUUGUGCUGGCAGAUAAGAAUUAACCUAAAAAGUUGAGUGUUAUUAUUGCACUUUUCAGGUUCAAAAUUUUAAUGUUUUUGGAUUUUUCUUAAUUUACUAUAAUUUUCGAGAAAUAUUAAAAGUAAGCAAGCAGCCACAUACAUACAUAUAGCAACAACUUUACAAGUUUUAAACGAAUCAAGAACCCACAUAAAAAUAAUAAGAAUUUGUGUAGAGUCAGCAGCAAAACAAUAAAAAAAUUAUAAUAAAAAACUAAAAGAAAAAAAAACAACAAAAAAAUAAAGAACAACAGUAAAUAUACAUUUAAAAACUUUGUUAGUCUUAACUUUUUACUGCCCAAAACAGAAAUAAACAUUGCGGUUAGUUAUGUAAGUGAAAAUCUUUAUAUAGUACGUACAAACAUGUAUAAUU
This is a messenger RNA of Bactrocera neohumeralis, 5181 nucleotides long. Its product is annotated as protein similar-like. The annotation marks the transcript as partial. Lineage: Eukaryota; Metazoa; Arthropoda; Insecta; Diptera; Tephritidae. The record is from RefSeq and is a predicted model, not a curated record. The transcript has 5 exons.